CAAUGGACUCCCAUCCGCUUCAUCACUGAUGGCUUCUGAAAAUUCCUCUAUGGUUCUGGAACCGGAGGUCACCCAACAGCUACAAAGCUUGGAACUUCAGGCAUCUGGGAAGAAAAAGAAGAAACUGAAAGGAAAAGUCGAGGUGGCUGGAGAACUAGAGAAAGAAUGUGCAGAGCCCUUGAAAAGAGACGUUGAGAUUGAAGACCUCACCAAAGCUGGACACCAGGCCCUGCUUCUUGGCAAAGAGGAGGAGGCCCUACAGAAUUUCAACAAGGCUUUUACCCUUUCCUUAGAAACCUCGAGCCAGCAGGCCCAAAAGGUUUGCGCUUUCAAUCUAGGUGCGGCCUACGUCGAGUGCGGCAAACCAGAAAAGGGCUUGGAACUUCUCCUCAAAUCCCAACCCAAGGAAGGCGAAACUGCGGCACAUCAGGCAGACCUUUUCUUCAAUAUAGGUGCCGCCCACGAAGGACUGCAAAAUUUCCCCAAGGCUCUGGAAUAUUUCCGCAAAGCCCAAAGUCACUACCAUUCUGUCCAAGCCGGGAGCGAGGCUGGCACAUACAUGAAAAUGGGCAUGUGCUAUCUGGGCAUGGAAGACCCUUCCCGGGCGGCUCAAUGCUUCCUAGAAGCUGGCCGGGCCUAUGCGGAAGUCAACCAACUGGAAGCAGCCGCCACAGCCCUCAACGAAGCCAGCAAAUACAUGUUGCAGAGCCAACAGCAUGGGGCCAGCGAGAUCGUCAAGGUGUUGAAUGAGUGUCGCUUGUUAUGUGACCAAAUCCCAAACAAAGGCCUGCUGGGAAAACUCUACAAUGACAUUGGACUCAGCUAUUCUCAGCUGAAAAUCUUCUCCUUAGCAGCUGAGAGCUUUGAGAAGGCUCUUCCACUCUGCCAAAGCAACACCAACAACCGGUAUAAAGAAGCGAUUGUCCUUCAGAACCUUGGAGCAGUUCACAACACCCUUGAGAAUUUCACCACAGCGUUGGGGUUUCACCGGAAAGCUGCUUCACUACACAGUACCCUGGGGAACCGGAGAGCCCAAGGACAGUGUUUUGGUAACUUGGCCUAUGCAUUUAGCCAACUGGGUGAUCAUGAAGCAGCUGGAGAAAAUUACCUUCAUGCCCUCCAAGCCUUCAAGGACUCAGAUGAUCUUCAAGGGCAGUGGCAAGCUUGUGAAGGACUUGGGGCAUCCCGCUUCCACCUAGGAGAUCCCAAGAAGUCCAUUUUGCAUUACAAAGAAGCUCUGACUUUGCUAUCUAAAUGUCAGGAUGUCUCUGAAACAGCUCAGGAGAGAAUUGUGAACAAACUUACUGAUUCCCUCCAAUCCAAGCUUUCUAUGAACAGCCGUUUCUCCCACAGUGGAGGGAUCUCACCAGCUGCUCCCAUGAAACACAUUCCUGCGUCCCAGGCCUCGAGCCAGGUCCGCUUCGCUGUGCCACUACACCACAAAAACAACAAUCCGCCUCCAGGGGCAGCCUACCUCAGCGAGUCAUCCUUUGCACCACAAAACCAUCGGGUGCAGCCCAUGGAGGAGAAACCUGUACCUGCCCCACUGAACCAGAGACCUCUUCCACAGGGAGAAACCUUGAUCCCUCAAAACAGUCAAAUGAAAUCACAGCAAGCUGUUUAUGGAGUACCUGAGAUGGUAGCAGCAGCUAAGCAGGCAGCCCACAGAGACAGGGUUCCUGCUCUCCGAAUUCCAAAUGGCCACGCAAUACUGGCCAGCAAUAGCCCUGAAGGAGGCGAUCAGCCCAAGAUGGCUUCUGACUGCCUUAACCAGGCUAACAGGUGA
Molecule: messenger RNA, 1786 nt
Organism: Heteronotia binoei (common prickly gecko)
Lineage: Eukaryota; Metazoa; Chordata; Lepidosauria; Squamata; Gekkonidae
Gene: TTC24
Product: tetratricopeptide repeat domain 24
Exons: 8
Coding region: 29-1786 (585 amino acids)
Molecular function (GO): protein binding
Source: RefSeq, a predicted model, not a curated record